AUGCUAUUAUAUUGUUCAGCAUACUUCCUGCAGCGGUCUGAAUGCGUGCAGGUGAUUCUGGGCAGCCUGGUGACCUUCUUCUUCACCUACUUCUUCUACGGUUGGGCCUCUCUGCAGGCAUUGCUGGAAGCAGAUGGCGUGUACUUGGCCGUGUGCGUGCCAGAAGAGCCGCUGUGCUUGGAGCGCACGAGCCGCAUGAUCUUGCUGUUCACCGUGGACAACCUGGUCACUGUUGCCACAGCGGCCACGUUGUCCAUGGCCGUUGAUGUGGUCGGGCCGGCAUUGCUAGCGCUGCUGGGAGGCUGUGUGCAGGCCGCGGCUCUCCUGCUCAUGGCCUUCUCCACUGGGUCUGCCGAGACGCCCCUGGACGGCUUUUUGGUGGCCUUCAUCUUGAGCGGAGUAGGUGGGGCAGCCCUAAUGGUUCAGGCCAUGAAGCUCGCCUUCGCCAUUCAGCCCAGAUACUUUGCUCUUGUGAUGACGGCCAUAAAUGUCCUGGUGGACUCUUCUGCAGUCACUCCAUUGGGGCUCUACCGCCUAUACCUUGCGGGCAUCUCCCGCUUUGCCAUCUUUGCUGGCUACGGCAUCACUUGCCUUGCGCUGUCCCUUUCACUGGCUUUCUGCUGGUCAGGGAGCCCCAUGUGCAUCCUGAAGGCGCUGAAUGCAGAGGAGCUGAAAGCAGUAGAAUCGAGUGCCCAGGCAGAAGCAGAUGUUCUGGAGCCAAAGAAUUCUAGCAGCUCCAGCCGCCCGCGUUUGCAUGGGCUGCCUGUCAGAGACCAAGUUUGUUCCCUCGAGUUUGCGUUUGCGGGAGUUUUCCUGAUGACGCAGCUGUUUCGCAGCAACGCAUACCUUGGCAUCAACAAGGACUUGCUACAAUCUCUGGGGGAUGCAGAAAGAGACAACCUCUACACUCAGAUCUUCAGUGCCUUGCUGCCGGCCUCAGCCUUGCUGCUGCCUCUGUUUGACUUCUGCAUGACCCGUGGAGGCUUCGUGUUCACCUUCAGCAUCGUCCUGGCACUUGGCUUGGUCUGGGGAAUCAUUACCCUGAUUCCCUCGCUGGAGCUGCAACUUGUGGCCUUCGUUGCCUUUACAAAUUAUCGUGCUCUCUUGUUUGGGGUCUUCUUCACUUUUCUGGGCCACAGCUUUGGCAACCGAACGUUCGGUCGCAUCAGCUCACUGUGUUUCUUCCUGUCAGCCAGCCUAUCUUGGUUGAUCUGGCCGUGCACCAACAUAUCCAAGCAGCUAACUGGCGACCUUACAGCAAUGAACUUCUUCUUGCUGAGCCUGGGAGUGCUGCCCAUUUGGAUGACAAUUCUUUUAGCCAGGCACCUCAAGCAAUUCCCAACUGGUGACGUCUCCAUUCUGCGGGGCUCCGCGAACAACAAAGGAAUGGCCGCGGGCAAGUUCGAUUCAGUAUUUGUAGGGUCCCCCAGGGAGGUGCCCACGCCGAAGCGUUCGGGAUGGCGGUGGGGCAGAUGCUUGCAAACAUGCUUUGUGGCCUGA
Messenger RNA from Symbiodinium pilosum, 1500 nucleotides. Lineage: Eukaryota; Dinophyceae; Suessiales; Symbiodiniaceae. The record is from the annotation of a GenBank genome assembly.